AUGUCAGAAAGACUCAGCUAUCAAAUCUAAUCAAAUUAGAAUCAGUCAUAGAGAUUACAAGAAUAUGGGGGAGCUAAUUAAACUAUCAGAAAACCCAAUCCUACAAUACAAAUGAAUUCCUACAGAUUAGUUAACAAUUAGAUCUCUCAUUCUUAAAUAACAAAUCAAAGUCAAAUUCAAAAUAUCAAUCACAAUCAUUAGCUCUCAUAGAGUGCCAUUCUCUAAUCUAGUAAUAACAAUCAAUAAAAUAUCCUUAUAUACAAUCAAGGUAUGCAAGGCAAUUUCGGCCAUAGUAAUAAUAUCAAGACAGUCAGAUAGGCUCCUCAUUCCACUCCAAACAUCAAGAUAAUAUAGCCAAGAGGGAGUUAGUAGCAAUAAAAGUAAGAGGCAUGGGUACAAUAUACCUAGAACACGGCAUUAAAUGAUCCCUAAAUUCAGCUCUAAGAUUAAGAUAUUCAGCUCUUAUCUUAGUUUGAAUCAAAUCAGAGUCCUAUAUAUGCUGCAUAUAACAUUAAGAAUGGACUUUAUAUAAGACCAAACAGCCCAAAUAACAGUGCUAAUCACAAUAGUGUCCAAAUGAACUUACCAUAAAAUACUAGAAAUCAGAGCAGAAAUUAUCAUAUCCAGCUUAACAAUUAGAGCAAAUUGAAUAAUACAGCUGCUUCAAACAUGCAUAUAGAGGAAGAGAAGAAUGAAAAUAAUGACUCGCCAAUAGAAAACUUUCUUGAAUAUAGAUUCAGAAACUUCAACAUAAUAAACCCUGUACCUACUGAAGAAGACUAAGACUAUGAAGUAAUAGAAAUAACUUUGCCUCAAUCUCAGAAUAACAACACUAAUUCUCAGAGUGUAAAUUUGCUAGGAUAACAAAGAUUAGUACCACCACCAACCACAAAUCUUUUUAGUCCUCCUCCAAAUAAUACUCCACCUCAGGAGAAUAUAGACCUUCUACCGCUCCCUAAUCGAUAGUCACUCCAAAUAAAUUAAAAUCAGUCAUAAUCUUAAUAAUUCUUGUACGGGGGUCAAUAAUCUUAACUUAAUUCAGCUCCUCUGUUAUCCCCAAAUCAAUCAGAUUUGUGGAAUUUAUCAUAAAAUCUCACAGCUGCGACUUCUAACACUGUAGGAUCUACAGCAAUGGACUCUACUAUAUUGAAUAUGACUCCAUCUGAAUACAUGAAUAGGCAAUAGCUAUUCCCACAUGAGCAAUAUAACUAUAAUCCUUAAAUUAUUCUUCUCCAAAGACCUCCUCCUCCAUCACCAUUAAAGACUGAAGAAAACACUGAUCAAGAGAGUGUUUAAUCUAGGAAUUAACCAUCAAUAAUUGUUUUAAAUGAUAUUGGAGACUUGCAAAAUAUUCCAUCUAGGUAAUUAAACUAUAUCCAAGCUUAGUAAAGCCAACAAUAACUACCAAUAAAUUAAAAUCUUGGCUCUCAGUCUGUAGUUUCUUCAGUUUACCAGGAAGUACUCGAAAAUUAGCAAAGAUCGAAUUAAAGUACAAUCAGAGGGCUAGAAAAGGUUAUUGAAGAGAACGAUAAGCUGAAAUAAUAAGUAAGAAUAAUGGAAAAUGAAAUCGCAAGACUAUAGCAUUUAAACACUCAAUAAUAGAGAGUUAUUUAGAAUCAUAUUUAAUCCUGCCAGAAUAUUACAGUAGUCUAGGAUUUUAGAAAUAUUUGA
Molecule: messenger RNA, 1671 nt
Organism: Stylonychia lemnae
Lineage: Eukaryota; Ciliophora; Spirotrichea; Sporadotrichida; Oxytrichidae
Source: the annotation of a GenBank genome assembly